CUGGGCGGUGGGGACAUGGCCUUCCUCGGAGAGAUUAUCUCACCUGAAACGGACCAAGGUUCCCGCCCACCCCCGCUGCCCGGCGAGGAGAUUAAUGAUCGACCGGCUGUUUCUGGUCCCUCGCUAAAAGGGCGAAGUGUGACCUCAGGGGCCCGUUUUCUCCGAACCCAUCUGCAGAGGGUCCAGGUGACGCGAGGAAUCACACGCGCGCCCCAAAGCUCUACCAUGCGGGGGUUUCCAAUCCUGCUCCUCACUUUGGCGCUAGCCCAGGCUCUCCACCGAGGUCGAGAUUAUGAGAAGGAGAAGGUCUGUCGAGAAUUCGCCAGCCUGGGGAAAGAUGACUUUCGUUCUCUGUCGAUCGUGAUGCACAGCAAGAAGUAUCCCCGGGCCUCUUUCUCUGAGGUCAUCGCGUUGGUGAAUGAGGUCGUCUCCCUGACCGAGACCUGCUGCGCUCAAGGGGCCGACCCCGACUGCUAUGACGAAGGGGCCUCGGCCCUGUCCGCCAAAUCCUGCGAGAAGGACUCUCCCUUCCCUCGCCACCCGGACGUGGCCGAGUGCUGCGCCAAAGGCGGGCUGGAGCGGAAGCUGUGCAUGGCGGCCCUGAUGCAGCCACCCCAAGAGUUCCCCACCUACGUGGAGCCGUCCAACGACGAGACCUGUGAAGCUUUCAAGAAGGACCCCAAGGGCUUCGCGGAGCAAUUUUUAUACGAAUAUUCCAGUAACUACGGACAAGCGCCACUGCGCCUGCUCCUGGGCUAUACCAAGAGUUAUCUGUCCAUGGUGGGAACCUGCUGUUUUUCUCCCAAGCCCAACACCUGCUUUCUGCACGAGAAGUUGCAGAGUAAACAGAUUUCGGUACUCACCACUAUGUCAAAUAGUAUGUGCUCUCGCUAUGCCGCCUAUGGGAAGAAGUUCAAAUACAGUUCAAUGCUCAAAAUUGCACAGAAAGUCCCGUCAGCCGACUUUAAGGAUGCCGAGUUCCUGUCUGAAGAUUCCAUUCGGAUGCUCUCUAAAUGCUGCGAUUCGGACGCGGAGGACUGCAUGUCCAAGGAGUUACCGGAACACGUGGAGAAAGUCUGCGAUCGAUUAUCCACGAAGGACUCGCAAAUCCAGAGCUGUUGCCAAGAAAAUACACCCAUGGACAUCGUCCUGUGCCUUUAUUCCAAGCCCCCGGCCAAGUCUCCCAAGCCGGCGGACCUGCCCCGGCCCACCAAUGAAGACAUGUGCGGCACGGAAAACCCCAAAGCCCUGGAUCGGUACAUCUUCGAAAUAGGUCGGAGGUACGCCCACGUUCCCGAGGUGUUCCUGAGCAAAAUCCUCGAUGGGAUUACGAGAGCUGUCAGUGGCUGCUGUAGCGGGGAAGACCCACACACGUGCCUGGGGGUCGUGGAUAGAACCGACGCGAUGGUCACUCCCGAUGUGUUGCAGAGGUCCCAGAUGAAGCGGGAGAUGGUGGUCUACCUAGCCAAGGCGAAGGAACUGUGCGGGGAUUAUUCCGAGCUCACUUUCACCGAGUACAAGAAAGGGCUGACGGAGAAGUUCAGUCAGAAGCAGCCAGACGCCUCCCCCGCGACCAUCAAGGAGCUGGUGGAGCGGCGGGCAACUUUCGCCUCCAGCUGCUGCAUUUCCAACGCCCCUCCGCGCUACUGCAGCACCCAGAUUGACAUUGAGGUUGGCCACACAUGUGAAAAGGAGACUUGCCUUCUGCUGUAGGAAAUGGAGAAGCGGCGCCCGGCUGCCGGCGGCCACUGGAUCCCACGCCACGGCCCGUCCGAGCCCACGCUGGAAGGCUUCGCGGGGGCUCUCCAUCCGGUGGAAAGCUGCCAGCGGCAAUAAAUCACCUCCCCAGGGGAGCGCCGCAGCGCGUUUCCACCCUCGAGGA
Messenger RNA from Ornithorhynchus anatinus (platypus), 1882 nucleotides. RefSeq names its product GC vitamin D binding protein (gene GC). Gene Ontology annotation, cellular component: blood microparticle; cytoplasm. Gene Ontology annotation, molecular function: vitamin D binding; vitamin transmembrane transporter activity. Gene Ontology annotation, biological process: vitamin transport. The record is from RefSeq and is a predicted model, not a curated record. The transcript is spliced from 13 exons. Lineage: Eukaryota; Metazoa; Chordata; Mammalia; Monotremata; Ornithorhynchidae. The coding region runs from base 16 to 1713 and encodes 565 amino acids.